Molecule: messenger RNA, 2271 nt
Organism: Rotaria sp. Silwood2
Lineage: Eukaryota; Metazoa; Rotifera; Eurotatoria; Philodinida; Philodinidae
Source: the annotation of a GenBank genome assembly
AUGAGAUUUAAAAUCUUUUCAUCAGUUGGUGGGGCUUCCUCAACAGAAAUAUCGAUAACAGUUAAUCCUAAUCUCUUGGAACUAGCAAAAUCAUCCGAAACUACAACAAUCCAAUCGAGUUCAAUCGAUGCCAAAGAAACUUCAGCUAUUCCAGCUACUGAGUCAACUGAUACGAAACAAAACUUGACAGAUAAAUCUGAAGAUAACCCACAAAAUGCAAAUAAAACCGAGGCAAUCGCUACCAUGCCUGAUGGAUUUAAUUUGGAUCAAUUUGUGCAAAUUCUCAGAGCUAAUUUGAAACAAAAUAUGUGUAUCUCAAUACAACAAAAUGACACAUCGAGAAUGAAACGUCAUUCAAAGAGUGUAGAGAAUUUUUGCUAUAUUCUUGAAAAUCAUCUUUCGAUUUCAAAGGAUGAACAACACAUUUUACGUGGUCUGAUUAAUUUGGGUUUUACUUUUAAUGAUAUUAAUUCGAAAGAAUCCAUUGAAUUUCUUAAGAAAAUUCUCAAUGAAAGAAUUAUUUUAAUUCUUUCAAAAUCUAGUAUGGAAAAUUUAUCGAAAAAUAUUCAAGAUGAACCUCUACUUUGUGCGAUUUAUGUUAUUGAUUCAUCGGAGAAAUGUUCAUUUGAUUCAAAGUUGUAUCGAGGAUCUUUUCCGAAUAUGAACAAAUUUUGUGAGCAAUUAGAAAACGAUCUUCAAUUAUUCACAUAUGAUUUAACAAGCAUUUGCUCGAUUCCUGCAGAUUAUACUGGAAUGAGUACGUUGAAUUAUGUUCAAGCAUUAAAAGAUAUUAUCUUAGAGCCCGAUGAAAAAAGAGACUUGAAAAAAGAAAUGAUCGAUUUCUGUCGUGAAGAAUAUGCUAAUAAUAUUAUUCAAUUAAAACUGAUUGAUGAAUUUGAAAAAAAUUUUCAACCAGAUGAUGCUAUUCAUUGGUAUUUACGGCACGAAGCAUUUUUGCAUAAAAUGAUCACACGAGCAUUUCGAGUUUUAGAUCCGGAUAUUUUAUUUAAACUUCGAUAUUUUAUUCAACAUCUUCAUUCCAAAUUGAAGUCUUCUAUUAAUACAAAUUCAUUGACUGUCUAUCGAACACUUCGAAUUCGAAAAGAUCUUUUCGAUAAAAUGAAAAGAAAUCAAGGCGCAUUAUUAUCAUUUAAUGAAUUUCUUUUGGUCAAUAAAAACAAGGCAACAAUUGAACCUUGUCCGAUGAACAUUGAUUCGAAAUUGGUUCAUUUUGAAAUUGUUUUAGGAACUGGUCUUUCUAUAUGUGAUGUUCCAACAAAACCCAAUGAAUUUAUUCUAAAUGUUGGAAUAAUAUUCCGUAUUGAUAAACUUGAAUCAAUUGAUGAAGAAACAUUUGCUGUAAAAUUAACGACUAAUGAUGAAAUUCUUAAAGCUGGUCAACUAAUAGCCAAAGAUUUGCGUGAGGCUGUACGCGCUUCUUUUCCAUUAGUAAGAAUGGUGAAAUUAAUGAAACAGAGAGAAUUAACAAGUUAUACAGAAUAUUUUUGUUUGAUGUUAAUUGAUGAUCAACAAGCUAUUAAAGAUGAAACAACAAAUUUAACUCUUGGAGGAUCACUUCAUUCUUUAGGAACUUAUUAUUAUGAAAGAAAACAAUACGAACAAGCAUUAAAUCAUUUGCAAAAGUCUUUAAAAGUUUAUUUACGUGUUUUACCUGAUGAUGAUGUGAGAUUGACGCCAACUUAUAACAACAUCGGAAGUAUUUAUAAUAAACAAGGUUUACAUGAACAAGCAUUAGAAUAUCAUCGAAAGGCUUAUGAAAUUCAAAAGAAAGCAACCGAUCCUGACAUGGAUUCAGUCUCUGCUUAUGCUGGUAACAUCGCAUCGGUUCUUAUGAAACUUAAAAGAUACAAGGAAGCCAUUAGCUAUCUUGAACUUGAUUUACAAAUUAAACAAAAACUUCAUCCGAAUAAUGAUCAUCCUGAUCUAGCUGCAAAAUAUCAUAAUCUUGCUGCAGCUCAAUAUCGAUUAUGUCAAUAUUCAGAAGCAUUAGAAAAUUAUCAAAAAUGUCUUAAUAUUGAACUAAAAUGUCAUUUAUCUUCAAAUCCGACGGUUUCAGUUACGUAUUAUAACAUGGCAACAACAUUAGAAGAACUUGGACAAUUUCAAGAAGCGAAAGAAGCAGUAGAAAAAGCUAUUACACGUUUACUUUUAACUAAACAAGAAGAUGAUGAAGAAAUAAAAAUGCAAAGAAAAUAUCUUCAACGUUUAGAACAAAAAAUUUGGAUGAAGAGUUUAUUUACUACAACAUAA